UCUCACCGCCGCCAGCACAAUGGCCCCCGACGCCAUCAAGCUCGGGACGGUGGUGCUGGCGCGUCGUGGUGGCCCCGGUGGUGGCGGAGCUCCACAUGGCGAUCCAGGGCCAUGGGAACCCCUCGACGCUGCCUUCCUCGAAGACACGGACUGGCCGGAAUCGGAAGCGGACACCGUCGCCCUGCUCCUCGGCUUGCUCCACGACCUAACACUUGGCGCUUACCUCGAGCAGCGCGCCACUCCCAGCGGUACUAUCAUCCGUGUGUCCGUUUUGCCCAACGAUAACGGACGGUGGCGCGCCGGCGGGGCAAGAACCAAGCGCUUGAAAGCACUCUUCAAGCUACUCGACCGCGGAUGGGACGGUGGCGAGGGCCGGCUCCUCGCGACCUCUGAAGAGGAAGUAGGCGUGGGGAUGCAGGCUCUCUACGCACUUAUCGAGUCCCCGCCCGAGCCGGCGUUCGGCGAGCCAGAGUUCAUCGGCGACCAAGAGGCGUUCGAUGGCCUCGCGGGGUACGAGAACCCGCCGGGCGUCCAGACCAUGAUGUACAAGUAUCAGAUUGUGAGUGGGUCCGUUGCAUACGGGGCUGACGUCCAGCGGUCGGUGGCGCGCAUGCUCCAGAUGGAGACAAACCCGGCGACCAUGGUGUCGACGGCCUACUCGUCUUUCAUGGAGCAACUCACAGGCCAGAACUACUACGUUAACCUCAGCACCAUGGACAUACGCCGCUAUCCCGAACGCUUCCCGCUAUCCCGCGGAGGCAUCUUGUGUGAACAAAUGGGUGUGGGCAAGACGCUCAUGUGCCUUGCGCUGGUCCUCGCUUCGCGGCACCAGGCUACCCUCCCGCCGCCCGGGGCCACUGACAUCUCCGAAGUAGUCACGGAUGUGGCGGUGAAGACUUAUUCGACCGCCUCUAUGGCUGCCCUGCGACUCGAGCUGGACGCCGAUGACGACGAGUUGGCCGGGACGCCGUCACUGAGCUCCAUGUGCGCCGAUAUCAUCGUCCAGUCCAACCCUGCCGCUGGGUGGACGCGCGACCUGCCCAUAUCCCCCGUGGCGCAGAACCUCCUCAACAACAGGAAGUGCAUGUACUUUCGCUUUCCGCCACCCGCACGCCUUCCACGCGGAGCGAAGCGGGUUCCGUACCGCCCUGCCGAGCCCUUCGUCCUCGCUCCCACAACCCUCAUUGUCGUGCCCCCGAUCUUGGUGCCGCAGUGGGUGCAGGAGGCGGAGUCGCACCUACAGGAAGGGGCUCUGAGGAUUUUGGUCAUUAAAGAGGGUAAGGAGCCCCUGCCACCGAUGGAAGAGCUGGUCCAGCAUGAUAUUGUGCUCAUGAGUCUGGACCGAUUCCGACGCGAGGGACACCGUGAUCCCGACGCUCUCCUGUCGACUGAGUUGUUACGAGCUCGCUGGAAGCGGAUCAUCUUGGACGAGGGAAACAUUGCGAACAACACCAAGAGCGACGCCAUGACACUUGCAGAGACUUUAAGCAUAGAGAGGAGGUGGAUCGUUAGUGGAACCCCGACAACACAUCUGAAACAGGGUACGGAAGUUGUCACACAAUCUUUCCUCGAGUCGGAGGGAUUGACCUCGCCAACAAAGACCAAAUCGGCACAAAAGACGAAAAAAUGGUCCAAGGCCGACCUCGACGAUGUCACCCGCCUGGGUAACAUGCUCAAGGGCUUCUUAGCUGCAGAAGUUUUCCAGAGUGAAAACUUUGCCCGACUGGUGACGAGUCCACUCCGAAGUAUUGAUGGCCCGAUAUACGGCGCAGUCGACAGGAUACGCACGAUCAUGUCUGCCGUCAUGGUCAAGCACCGACCUGGCAUUAUCGACGAGGAAGUGGCCCUCCCACCUUCCACAUUAACUGCCGAAAAGGUCCACUUUACCAACUGGCAGCGGUUAACCUACAAUGCGCUUACUGCCCUUGUGGCAAGUAACGUGUACACCUCGGGCUUCGAGGACGCCGACUACUUCCUUCAUCCUCGUAACACCGAGGCCUUCAACCAGGUCGUGGCAAACCUGCAUCUCGCCUGUUUCUGGUUCAGCUCGGCCGAUAUGGACAUUGAAGGAGCACUAGAACGUUCCGAUAAGCACUUGGAGAAGAAGGGCCACAAGUUGAACGAAAAGCAACGGCAAGGUGUCAUCGAAGCCAUCAGCUACAUGCGACAGGCGCUGGAAGCGCCAGGCUGGGCCGAGUGGUUUCAACACGCUGUCGUGUCGAUACCUUAUGACGGCAGUGGCCUUCCUGCUUCAAUCCUGGACGCCUGGUCCGAGAGCCCAGACGGAUCGCCGACUACAAUCGACGCACAUGCCCUGAGGCUCCUUCGCGGCCUUAACAAACGAGGGGCAGAUGUCGCGGGUCUUUGCCGAGAGGGAUGGGAGGAGCGAGGGAAACGGCCUUAUGCGGACGAAUACGCCAAGGCAAUGGAGAAGGCGGAGAAGAAGUGGCGCGCCACGGGCGGCGAAGACGUGUCCCUGCAGACGGCCAGUCUUCCGCACCACCGCAGCGACACCAAAGCUGCAGCCGACAAACCAAAGGCUCCAAGAGUUGUGCGCGUUAAAGCAGGAGGCAAAGAAAAAGCCAAAGACGACGAUGUGAUCGAUGUCCAGCUGAACCUCGCGGCCACCAACGCUGCGCGUGCCGCCGACUUGUCUUCCGUUCUCCCGCGUCCGCUCCCCUCAAUCCUCCGAACCUCAAGCCAGUCGGCCAAGUCCAACUAUGUCAUCCAGUCGGUCACCUCGGCGCCAGAGGACGACAAGUUUGUCAUCUUCGGCACGUUUGAAGAAAUAGCGCAUCUGACCGAGGCGCUCGAUCUUGCGGGAAUCACAUCAGUGUACGCCGGUGCCCACGUCGCCGCCGACGCGAGGAAGAAGGCCUUGAAGGACUUUGCCAAGCCCGAGAUGAGGGUCUGCCUCCUCGAGCUCAAGUUUGCCGCGCGUGGUCUAACUCUCACUCUCGCCAACCGCAUGCUCUUUGUGUCCCCGGUUUGGAGUCUCGACGUGCAGGCGCAGGCUAUCAAGCGUAUCCACCGAAUCGGACAGUCACGCCCCACGCACAUCGAGAUCCUAGUGACGGAGGGGACGUUCGAAGAGGACAUUGUGCGGCGCGAGGCGGCGUCGCGGUCUAGCGACGAGGAAAAGUCGUACUCGCGGGCGUUGAUCGAGAACCCGCGCUACGUCACGGCCGAAGCUGACAAGCGGGAAUACUUCCCCGUGAAACUUGUGCCGGUCGGCAGCGAGCUCACUUCGCCCGAGAAAGAGGAGCUUGCGCGCGCGCUUGGCGCGGUCACACCGCCGAGCAGAACGCCAAACGACACCCCACUCAUCACGCCCGGCACACCGCUCGCUGUGGACGUCGAUGAGAAGCCGGUACUGGGCAAGCGUGGUAUUCGUUUCACUGAGGACGAACCCGCAGGCAGCAGCGGCAAGCGUGCACGCUUUGCUAGCCCAGCCCGUGCGGAGACUACCAAACGCACCCGCUUCGCCAGCCCCGAGCCCACCCAAAAACGAGCCCGCUUUGCGGACUGAUAGAUGUAUCUUUAUUAUAGACGCUGUUGGCAGC
Messenger RNA from Vanrija pseudolonga, 3563 nucleotides. Its product is annotated as putative ATP-dependent helicase. Gene Ontology annotation, cellular component: nucleus. Lineage: Eukaryota; Fungi; Basidiomycota; Tremellomycetes; Trichosporonales; Trichosporonaceae. The coding region runs from base 20 to 3529 and encodes 1169 amino acids. Gene Ontology annotation, biological process: DNA repair. The transcript is spliced from 6 exons. The record is from RefSeq and is a predicted model, not a curated record. Gene Ontology annotation, molecular function: ATP-dependent chromatin remodeler activity; ATP binding.